This is a messenger RNA of Fraxinus pennsylvanica, 1398 nucleotides long. Lineage: Eukaryota; Viridiplantae; Streptophyta; Magnoliopsida; Lamiales; Oleaceae. The record is from the annotation of a GenBank genome assembly.
AUGGACGGAGGAGCACAGGUGGCCACCACUGCGGCCGGAGGUGGACCGGCGCCAUUCCUCUUGAAGACGUACGAGAUGGUUGACGACACGGCGACGGACGACAUCGUAUCAUGGAGCGGGAGCAUGAAGAGCUUCGUGGUGUGGAACCCACCGGAAUUCGCACGCGUCCUUCUUCCCUGCUACUUCAAACACAAUAACUUCUCCAGCUUCAUCCGCCAGCUCAACACCUAUGGAUUUAGGAAAAUUGAUCCGGAAAAAUGGGAAUUUUCUAAUGAAGAAUUUGUGAAAGGUAAAAAACAUCUUCUAAAGAAUAUCCAUCGCAGAAAGCCUAUACACAGCCACAGUCAACCUCAAGGUUCUGUUGAUCCGGAAAGAGCAGCAUUUGAGGAAGAAAUUGAGAAGUUGUCACUUGAAAAGACUACUCUUGAAGGAGAUAUUUUGGGAUUUGAACAACAGCAGUCUACUGCAAAGCUCCAGUUGGAAAGCCUAAAACAACGUGUAGGUAGCAUGGAGCUGCGGCAGGAGAGAUUGCUGACCUUCCUGGACAAAGCAGUUCAGAAUCCCGAGUUUGUUGAACGCCUUGCUCAGAAGCUUGAAUCAAUGGAUCUUUCAUCAGAUAAUAAGAGGAGGCGACUCCCUCAGGUUGAUGACUUCCCCCAGACAAUUCAGGAAAAUAUUUUUGUUGAUAAUCACAGCUGCUCUAGGCCUGAGUUCGGUAACGUAUUUCAGCAAGACUUUUGCAAUAAGCUCAGGCUGGAGUUGUCACCUGCUGUUUCGGACAUCAACUUGCUUUCACACAGCACACAAAGCUCCAAUGAAGAUGGGGAUAGUCCUGAAGGGAGGAUGGACGGAUGGUCCAAAGAUGUGCACUCAAGGACUGAGGGUGUUUUAUGCUUCCCUGAAGAGUUAGACCUAUCAGAUUCAUCUUUGUCGUGUAAAGCAGGACCCGAAAGCCCAAAACUUCAUUCCUUGCAGCGAUGUUUCAGUGCAUAUGAUGAAGGCGAUGGUCUUAUCUCCUGCCAACUAAAUCUUACUCUAGCAUCUUCUUCUUUGGAACCUGACAAAAGUAAAAACUCUGAUAGAAUGGCUCCCUCAGGUCAGGAAAUCGGAACUGAACCAAGGUUUAAUAUUCACCCAGAUAUCAGAACUCAUUCUGAUAAUGAUCCCACCUUAUCUUCACCACACAAGGGUCAUAAGGAGAAGCAAGUGCCAGCAACUGGCCAGAAUCGGGUGAAUGAUGUGUUCUGGGAACAAUUUUUGACUGAAAGACCAGGAUGUUCUGAUACUGAAGAGGCAAGCUCUAAGUUUAGGUCAAACUCUUACGAUGAACAGGAAGAGAAGAAACCAGUCCAGUUAAUAUCUAGAACACAGGAUGUGGAGCAUCUCACACUCGGAUAA